UAUCUGGAAACAACCUCUACCGACCUUCCUUUCAUUCCUGUAAUCCGUCUGCGUUGGGUGUGCUCCGUAGCUAGCCACGGCACACAUUUUAUUAUUAUGAAACAAACCAAAAGCUAGAGCGCACACGCAGACAUAUUUUUAUAAGAAAAAAAAUCGGUGAAGCAGGAUUUCAUUUGCCAACUCAAGGAACGCGAAGAGUAAGAAGAACCUUAGACGGACGCUGACAAGCUAACGUGAAGAUCUAACCGCCAUUAUUGAAAGCGUGCGUGUUAAUUCAAUAGCUGUGUCGACCACGUUUCUAGCAACGCUCUUAGUCGUUGUUGUUAAUUGUAACAAAGUGGUUUCGUGAGUUUACGGACCAUUUCGUUCGGCCUGUGAACGACAGGCAAAGUAAUUAGUCCCACGAGCCGCAUCGGUUAGGCCACGCUCCGAUAGCUUGCUAAUCAGCCUAGCUAGCCCACGUUGCCACCUCUGGGAGGUAACGUACGGAACAACUCGUCUGAGCGCCCAGUCGUUUACGACGGGAUAAAGAAGAUUACCGCUUCACAUUGAAGACGGGCUAUUUUCGACCUUUCAUAGAGCGUCAAUUGCCAUUACGUGUGGUGUGUGAACACGCGUCGUCAUCAUGAACCCGAGCGCUCCUAGCUAUCCCAUGGCCUCCCUCUAUGUGGGGGACCUGCAUCCAGACGUAACCGAGGCCAUGCUCUACGAGAAAUUUAGCCCGGCUGGGCCUAUCUUGUCUAUCAGAGUGUGCAGGGACAUGAUCACCCGUCGAUCACUCGGUUACGCCUAUGUGAACUUUCAACAGCCCGCUGACGCCGAGAGAGCCCUGGACACCAUGAAUUUUGACGUCAUCAAAGGCAGGCCACUUCGCAUCAUGUGGUCUCAACGAGAUCCCUCGCUGAGGAAGAGUGGAGUGGGCAACAUUUUCAUCAAGAACCUGGACAAAUCCAUAGAUAACAAGGCCCUCUAUGAUACCUUUUCAGCAUUCGGAAAUAUCCUGUCCUGUAAGGUGGUUUGUGAUGAAAAUGGCUCAAAGGGUUACGGCUUUGUGCACUUUGAGACCCACGAGGCUGCUGAGCGGGCCAUUGAGAAAAUGAAUGGCAUGUUGCUCAAUGACAGAAAAGUAUUUGUUGGGCGCUUCAAGUCACGCAAAGAGAGGGAAGCAGAGCUUGGGGCCCGUGCAAGAGAAUUCACCAAUGUUUAUAUAAAAAAUUUUGGGGAAGAUAUGGAUGACGAAAAGCUCAAGGAGUUGUUUGGAAAAUAUGGACCAGCACUCAGUAUCCGUGUUAUGACAGAUGAAAGUGGAAAGUCCAAGGGAUUUGGCUUCGUUAGCUUUGAGAGACAUGAAGAUGCACAAAAGGCUGUGGAUGAUAUGAACGGGAAAGAACUGAAUGGCCGACAAGUUUAUGUUGGGCGUGCACAGAAAAAGGGUGAGCGCCAGAAUGAGCUCAAGCGCAAAUUUGAGCAGAUGAAACAGGAUCGUAUGACCAGAUACCAGGGUGUCAACCUGUAUGUGAAAAACUUGGAUGAUGGCCUUGAUGAUGAGCGGCUACGCAAGGAAUUCUCUCCAUUUGGAACAAUAACAAGUGCUAAGGUUAUGAUGGAGGGUGGCCGCAGCAAAGGCUUUGGCUUUGUGUGCUUUUCUUCUCCAGAAGAGGCCACCAAAGCUGUGACAGAGAUGAAUGGGCGUAUAGUUGCCACUAAGCCGUUGUAUGUUGCGCUGGCUCAACGCAAAGAAGAGCGUCAGGCCCAUCUAACCAACCAGUACAUGCAGAGGAUGGCCACUGUCCGGGCUGUGCCCAACCCUGUUCUCAACCCGUACCAAGCAGGUCCACCCUCUGGCUACUUUAUGGCAGCCAUCCCUCAGGCCCAAAACCGUGCAGCAUAUUACUCUGCCAACCAGCUGGCCCAGCUGCGUCCCAGCCCUCGAUGGGCCACUCAGGCAGUGCGUCCGCAGCACUUCCAGAACAUGCCCAAUGCGAUGCGGCCUUCAGCUCCCAGGCCCCAGACUUUCGGCACCAUCCGUCCUGCUACCACCACCAACACCCAGGUCCCACGCAUGAUGGCCUCUCAACGCAUGCCCACCCAGGCCCUCAGCCAGCGUCCUGCCAGUGCUUCAGCCACUGCUGCCCCAGUGCGUGCAAUGCCACACUACAAAUAUGCCGCCGGUGUCCGCAAUCCUCAGCAACAUAUGGCCUCCCAGCCACAAGUCACCAUGCAGCAGCCUGCUGUCCAUGUCCAAGGACAGGAGCCUCUGACUGCCUCCAUGCUGGCUGCUGCCCCUCCUCAGGAACAGAAGCAGAUGCUGGGUGAGCGACUGUUCCCCCUGAUUCAGAACAUGCACCCCAGUCUGGCGGGCAAGAUCACUGGCAUGCUGCUGGAGAUUGACAAUUCUGAACUUCUUCACAUGCUUGAAUCGCCUGAAUCUUUGCGCUCAAAGGUGGAUGAGGCCGUUGCCGUACUCCAGGCCCACCAGGCCAAAGAGGCUGCUCAAAAGUCCACCACUCCUGCUGGUGUUCCCAGUGUCUAAGAUUGAGCAUUUUGAAACCUGCUUCACCGAUGGAAAAAGAGAAAAAAACUUAAACAUUGAAAAACCUAAAACACUGAAAACAUUGCAAAAUGAUAAAGUUUUUCUGAAAAAAAAAAGAAAACCAUUUACUCUGCCAGGUCUAGUGAUGGUUUGACUAGACCUUGAUCAUAUACAAAAAAGUUAUUGAAAAAAAAAAGCAAAAUAGCUAAAAUUGAAUUAAAUUUGAAUCAUUCCUCUGUUUUAUGUCAUUUUACUGUUUUGAUGCUCAGAAUAUCAGCCAUGGUAUGGGAUGGAGGUACAAGAGCAUUUUUGAAAGUUUAUAGUUAACUACUGGCUAAUAAAUUCUCAUUCAAUUUG
Hippocampus zosterae (dwarf seahorse) is the source of this 2890-nucleotide messenger RNA. Its product is annotated as polyadenylate-binding protein 1A. Gene Ontology annotation, molecular function: poly(U) RNA binding; poly(A) binding; mRNA 3'-UTR binding. Gene Ontology annotation, cellular component: nucleus; cytosol; ribonucleoprotein complex. The coding region runs from base 626 to 2533 and encodes 635 amino acids. The transcript is spliced from 15 exons. The record is from RefSeq and is a predicted model, not a curated record. Lineage: Eukaryota; Metazoa; Chordata; Actinopteri; Syngnathiformes; Syngnathidae.